AUGAGUACACCUAACACCCAUACUCCUGAGCAAAAGCAAGACUUGGAUGAACCUCAGUUGAAAACACAAGCCUUUCAUGAAACAGCACAAGCAGAAAAUACUCCUUCCCCCAAAAAUGUUUCAACCACCAGCUCAUUAGCUUCGUCUGCACCAUCUGCACCAUCUGCAGCAGCUACUUCUGGCACUUCAGUAACUACUUCAUCCGGAACUCAUGAUUAUAUGUACCUGUCGCAAAACUCAUAUACGGGAUCGCAAACUACCGGAACCACCAUUGCCCCUGGAAUAGACCCUGAGAUUGUUCGCGAAGAAGAAGAACAACAUGCUCGAAAUGUUGCCGAAGCUGUUGCCGAAGCGGAGGCAGAAGCUGCUGCCGCUGCUAAUUCUACUGCUACUGCUGAAAAUAAUAGUGCCACAGUUUCUGUUGCAGAAGUAGAAGCCGCUGCAGCUGCUGCCGCUGCUGUCGCAAUUGAUAUUGAUUCUGAAAAUAAUGGUCCACGAUCAGAUUUACGUGCUCUUCAGCUGGCAGCUUCUUUAUUGCAAGAAAAUAAAUCUGGUAGAACCGAUUCUGGUUCUCAAGCUAUUCGUUCUAGUAAUAAUGCUGCUACAGAAACCAAUGACAGCAACGAUAGUAAUGAAGUCAAUAACACCGCAACCACAAGUGCUCCUGCCUACGACGACUCGUCGGCAACUGCUGGCUCAGUUGUUGACUCCGCGCCAAAUUCAAACUCCAAUACUGUAGUUGAUGCUGCAGCAAAAGACCUACAGGCCCAGAUUGAAGAAAUUCUUGCUCGCAGUAACGGUACAAUGCCGUCAGCAAAUGAAAGUCCUCGGUCUUUUGAAAAAAAAAAUUUGGAUAAUUCUCAAGUUCAAGCUGCUUAUAAUAGAAUUUACGUUGAGCCUCUGAACAGACCACAACCGGCUUCUGGUUCACCAUCACAAUCACAGUCAAAUGUGGAUGCGCCAAGUAGUCCUGCUGAAACUGUUGAAGCUGCUGGCACUGCUCCUCCAGCCGAAGCUACUAAUGCAGCUGUUGCUUCUGGCACUUCUUCGAGCCCUCCUCCUAAUAACAAUCCUCCUAACAGCGGGCCUGAUGGACAGGGCUCAUUUUAUUAUGAUCCCUUUCGUCCUGCUGCUAAUGCCAAUGGAAAUUAUCUUAGUGCCGCUGAUGUUGCCGUUGUAGCGGCAGCAGCAACACUUGAUAAUGGUAUUCAGGAAUUUCCUCAAUUGCUUCCUACAGAUCCUGCUAAAAUUGCCGCUGAAUCAAUUGAGCAUACACCAGAAUCUUUGCAUCAUUAUUCUCAAAUAUCUCAUCAAUCAACUGAACAAGCUGGUCCUGGCCCAGUGACGCGGCAAAGACAACAAGAACAGGAACAGGAACAGCAGGAACAACAACAACAACAACAACAGAUCCAACAUGAACAACAACAGAUUCAACAUGACCAACAUGACCAACAUGACCAACAUGACCAACAUGAACAGCACGAACAACGUGAACUUGAAAAUGAUACAAGUGAUUCUGGUGCCGGGGUACUGAGUAUCACAUCGAGCACUGGUAAAAGACGUGCUCGUCAUAGAUGGACACCCCAAGAAACUGAAUAUCUUAUAGAGGGGUGCAAACAACACGGCGUAGGAAACUGGAAAAAGAUUGUCACCGAUCCUAAGUAUCAGUUCAAUGGUCGCACAGCUGUUGAUCUCAAGGAUAGAUUUCGAACGUCGUUCCCUGAAGAAUACUCACGAUUAUAUCCGAAUGCCAAAACUCAUAAAUCACAAAAAAAUCAACAACAGGGAGAAUCAUCAGAGCUGUUUAAAAUUACACGAAAAGAGCGAAAAAGUUUUACCCCAGAAGAAGAUCGUAACCUUCUUGAAGGCUACAAAAUCCACCAAGCUUCAUGGUCAAAAAUUCAGCGAGACAAAAAUUUCUGCCUAAUGGAUAGACGCUCAACAGAUCUUAGAGACAGAUUUAGAAAUGCCUUUCCUGCAAUUUACGCUGAUGCAGGCUUCAAAGGCCGAUCUUCCAAUGGUAUAAUGCUUCCUGAUGACCCCAAUGGGGAAGGCUAUUUGACCGCUGCUGCAAUUGAUCAAGCUAUUGCUACUGGCAUGACUCCUGCUGCUGCUGUAUCAAUGGCUGCUGCUGCUGUUGCUGCUACCUUGUCUUCUAGAUUUGGUCAGCAGAAUCGACCUCAACACCUAAUUCAGCUCGAACAAGAAUAUUUCAUGGACAGAUAUAAAAAAAUUAUUGAGAACCAACAGAGCAAUCAAAGUAACCAACAUCAUCAUCAGCAGCCACAGCAACAGCAGCCACAACCUCAUCAUUAUGAGUACGACGGAAUGGAAGUUAAUUCAAGUAAUGAAGUUCAACAAAGCACUGCUGCUCAUCUUUCACCCACCUUGAAAGCUGCUGCUGAGGCCUUUGUUCAUAGCAAUUUGAUGUCACACCGUGAAGAACAAGUCAGAAAUCAUUCCGAACAACCCAUUGAGCCUCAUCACCCGGAAAUUGAUGAUAGUCUCCAAAAAAGAGUGUCUGAUGAAGUGGGACCAAGUGGUAUUCCUGGUCCAUCUAGCGAUGCUGAAGCUGCUGCCACUGCAGUCGCAGCAGUCGCAGCGGCUGCAGAGCAGCAUCAGCUUCAGCAUUUACAACAUACCGUUCAUCACCAUCAGGAAGAAGAAGAAGAUGAUGGUGGGGCUACUCAAGAAGAAGUUAUGGCUUCAAUAAAAUUAGACGCAAUGGCGGCAAAUGGUGAGCUUGGGGAAGAAGAAAGAGACGUGGAUCCUGUUGUGGCAGUAGCAGCAGCUGAAUAUGAGCAAAUUCAAGAAACUCAACAACCGGAAGAAGAUGGAAGAAUUGAGCAUCAUCAAGUUCAUCACGAUGAAAUGGCAGGACCAGAAAAUGAGCUUGACCAUCACCAGCAUUCUGAGCACCCUGAAGAUCCUGAAUUACAGCACCAGGAACAAGAAAAUAUGGAGCAGCCUGACUCUUUAAAGCAAUCAGAGGAUAUUAAUCAAAACCAUCUGAUUGGUCAUGAAGCUGAUGAACCCCAAAUUACUGAUGAAAACACUGAAGAGCGCGAAAAGUAUUACGAUACACAUGAAGAAGCACAACAUCCCCAAGAAGCACAGGUUUCGCAGGGGCCUGUUGAAAGUGAGCAUGUUGAGGAUGAACAAGAUGCUCAAGCUGUUCAAAAUGCUGAGAAUUAUCAUGAGAAUGAAGAGUCCAUCAUCAAAGACUCGGCAGUUGCGGAGGAAACGGCCGGUACUCCUGGCACUUAUGAUCAAAUGGAAGAAGUGAAAACAAAUUAUCAUGGUGAAAACAAUGCGACAGAACAAGAGGGAACCAGUGCAAUUAUCAGAGCGAAUGCUGAAGAAGAUGAAGCUGAGGAGUCUAGCCGGAAGAAACGCCGAUUAUCAUAA
Magnusiomyces paraingens is the source of this 3408-nucleotide messenger RNA. RefSeq lists its product as uncharacterized. Bases 1 to 3408 code for a protein of 1135 amino acids. Lineage: Eukaryota; Fungi; Ascomycota; Dipodascomycetes; Dipodascales; Dipodascaceae. The transcript has a single exon. The record is from RefSeq and is a predicted model, not a curated record.